GAGAGACAGAGAGACAGGCAGAGAGAGAGACACAGAGAGAGACACAGAGAGAGAGAGACACUCUCACACACAGAGACACAGAAAGAGAGACCUUCAGAGGCAGUUGGGUCUUCAUGGUCUCAGUCUGACGCUCGGUGUUUCAGGUCUGAUCGUCUCUGAUCAAACCUGAAGCUGCAGCACAGUCACAGUUUGGAUUCUUUGAUCACUGGAUUCAUGUUUCUCUUGUUUUUCUGAGGAUCCAGUAAAUCCACCUGAAGUCUUUCCUCUCAGAACUUCUGGACCUUCAGCUUUUAUUUGACUCUCUUCAUUCUGAUCCCUCCUGGAGUCCUUCGGUGGACGGUCGUCAGUCUGAGGUCGGGUGUAUUUGGGGGUUUUGGUCUUCUGCGUGUUACAGCUGGUGAAGCUUUUGGCUGAAUGCCCCAGGACUACCCGCAGGCUGCAGUUCCUCCCCCGGCCUGUAGGGCGGCAGCAGAGAGCGGCAGCCGGCCGCUGGACAGGCGGAGCGUUGGCAUGAGCGACUUCUGGCACAAGAUGGGCUGCUGCGUGGUGGCUAAACCCCCGCCGAAGAAGAAGAGGAGGAAGAUUGAUCGCAGCAUGAUCGGAGAGCCGACAAACUUCAUCCACCUCACACACAUCGGCUCCGGAGAGAUGGCAGAGGGACUGCAGCCGUCAGGAUCGGUUCAGGAACAGAUGAGGUCUAAAGGUCCCAACAUGAACGGCAGGAACAGCCUGUUAUAGCUGGAGCGUCUGAAACUGAUGUAGACCAGCUGACCGACCUCCUCUUUCCUCCACGACGACCUUCAUCCUCCUCUGAACGAGCCUCCUCUCCGGCAGCCGAGCGGAGGUCUCGAGUGUCCUCGAGCGAAGCACUGCGCCAGCUGCAGGGGGCGCUGUCCUGUCCCACAACAACCACGUCUCUGCUUUGAGGACUUCUUCGAAGGGGGAAACAUGGCCGCCUCGUCAUUUCAAGAAUUCUCUGCUCGCCAGGACUGAGAAUCAGUCACCAUGAAAAAACAUCCAGUCAUGGACGGAGGCGGAGAAUCCUGCUGAGCUCUGGUCCUCUUCCAGGUCUCAGGUCCUGCAGAGCUCCAGCUUUUCAGUAGAUCCCAGAAAGGAUCUAAAAGGACCACAUCGUAAGAGCUCAGUCUCAUUUAUCAACUGACUUUUCAUUGAAUUUAAGAUCAAAUAUUCACAUUUUGAGGUUUCCCCCCGCAGUAUUAAACAAACAACACCACUGGACUCCAUUUCCCACAAUCCCGUUCUACAGAGGACGUGCCACCAAUGACAGAAUGUCUGUAUUUAAGAGAGAAACCCCGCUGGUGCACGUCAUUUCCCAGGAUGCUUCACUCUGCUCAGCUGUGCUCAGUUUGGCUUCUAAAGGAUUUUUACACUUUGAUUUUAUUUUUGUUCAUUGGCCCCAGUGAUGACAUCAUUGGACAACAACUCCCAGGAUGCCUCACUCCGCCCAGCAUCACUGCUGGUGCUGAUUAAAGACUGUGUGUGUGUGUGUGUGUGUGUGUGUGUUCACCACUUUAAAUAUAAAUGUUGCUUCACUAAACUCUCGGACACACACUUCUUGUUCUCUCCUCUCUAUAAACUGUGUGUCUCUCUGUUCAUUUGACGACUUUAAUCUGAGGCUCGUCCAUAAAUCGUCUGAGCCUGAGAGGACAGAAGAGUGUCUUCACUUCAGGUGGGACGCUGAGACAUUUUCAGGACUUUUCCUGCUGCAUCUGGUGGAAGAUCAAGUGUCUCGUGUUAAAUAACAGCACGAUGUGUUGAACUGCUUUUAUACUUUGAGUAUCUGAACCGUUUCAAGUCGAGGUCAUUGACUGUUUUUCUGUUUUUUUCUUCUUCUGAUUGACUGAAGCAGGAAAUCAAAGCGGUGAAUUCGGCGUGAGGCCGGCGUGCUCGUCGCUGACUCGACCUCUGGGUCAGGAUUUCAAAAUCCUUUGUUACCUAAAGAGUUUCUUUAAACAUCAGCUGCCAAAAAAAACCCUUUAUAUAAACUGUUAUUAAAUGAGUGAUGGUUCAAACUCCUGAAAAAGUUCAUUCCAGCACUUUAUAAAGAGCCGUGAGGAAGUCCGAGCAGAAACCAACCCACCCACCAAACUAAAAAUCGACUCCAAUGAAACUCUGACCUUAAAAACCAACACGUGUAGCUGUUCAUGUCGUUAAAUAGAUCCACAGAAAGUCAUCAGUUUGAUCGUUCAUGUCUCUGACGAUAGGCCAACAAACACAAGGAAGCACUGAUGGAAGAGAAGAAGAAGAAGAAGAAGAAGAAGAGUGAAUGUUGAUUGAUUGACUGAUUAAGUGAUUGAUUUCAUUUCCAUCAUCUUACCUCUGCUCCACCUUAAAGCAGUGAAAACACACAAAAUGUCAAACCAAAGCAAAAAGAGGCCAAAGAUAGAAAACAUGAUGACAUCUGCGAACACUCAGCUGUUGUCUGUGCUGAGUGGUUGCCAUGGAUACCGCUGAGUCACGGUGUUCCCCCUCGCCGUGGUAACCAGCCACUUCCUCUCUGCGGUCAAGACUGAAGGGGCCAAAACGUCUAUUUAAGGAAAAUCUGAGCCGCUGCUGCUCGUCUCAGUUUCCUCAGAACGGCGCGGUGUGUUCACUGGACUCCGCAGAGCGUGGGAGUUUUUUCAUACGUCCUCCCUCACCUCCUCUUCUUUAAACUUCCCCACAGUCAGUCAGUCAGCUGCAGUGAGAAACAGCUGACCACAAACACUGAUCCUCAUCCACUCAUCCUGCUGCGUUGAUCCGUUCAGUCCGAUAAAUUCAAGCUUUCUUAUUAUGUGUUUUUGUUGAUUAUCAAAGAUGUUGAUUUAUGGAACUGUUUGUAUCUCUUUCUGAAAAUAUGAUGUCAUAUUUAGUGUUGAUCAUCAAACAUUUCUGUGACUUUUUGAACCUUGAGCCUCUGUUGAACCUGCAGGAGUUAAUGAAUAAAAAGUCAAGUAGAAUGAUUUCCAUCUUUAGCUGACAUUCAUCUGACAGCAGCUGCUCACUAACAUCCUUUUAAAAAAACAAAUCUGAUACGAACCAAUCAGCAGCCUUUGCAGCUGAAGUCAGCGCUGAAUGUGUUGCAGUUCCUCUAACGUCCACUAGAUGCUGCUGUAAUAAAACUGUGCCGAAGCGAAGAAGAAAAAACAAAACUUCUCUGUAUGAAUACGAAGUCAGUACAGUUUUUAUACGACAGCAUCUGCUCCGAUGACAUCAUUUCCCUCCUUUGAAUGGUUAAAUGUGUGUCUGGGGAAGUAUUUGCUUGAUUGACAGGUGCCUCAGCCUAUCACAGUCAGCUGUGGUCUGUGGUCCAGAAAACUGUGAGAAUGAAAACAGAUGAAACGUCACAACAUGAGAAACUUCCUGCUGUUUCAAUGACAAUCUGCCAGCAGGUGAGAUUAGAGAAACACCCCGAACAUGAACCUGAACCCAGGUCCAGCUUUACUUACUCUGAACAUGACUAGUGCUAAUGCUAAUGCUAAAGAUUGUGAAAAAAAUGUGAUAGAACUUUGAUUUUUUUAAACUUUACAGACAUUAUGAGAUAAAUUUAGUACAUUUGAUAAUAAAUAGGAUAAUAUAGUAAACAGGAUGUUGUUUUGGGAACAAAAUAAUAUUUAAAUAAAUAAAAUUUGUGUGAGCAAGACAAUGAGAAACGACUCAGUAGGAACAAGAUGGUAACUUAUGAGAUAUAAUGAUUUAAGAAAUUAACUCAGGUUCAAUUCAAUUCAGUUUUAUUUAUAUCGCACCAAAUCACAACCGAAGUCUCAGGACACCUUCCAUACAGACCAAACUCUGUAUCUACAGACACCCAACAGUUCCCUCAUGAGCAAACACUCAGGUGUACAGGAGAAGUGUCUGUGCUCAUCAGAUAAGCACACAAACAGGUUACAGAUAAUAGACUAAAGUCACGAUGAACGAAUGUCAGCAGCAUUAAAAGCAGCGUGAAUGUGUGACGUCCAGUGGCCGACGGGUCCUUCUUGUAUUUUCUGGUAUUUGUCUUGUGUUAUGUAACCUCGUCCUCUGCAGGGACGCAGAGACGCAGACUGACUGUUAUGUAACAGGACAGAUGAAUAAAUGUGUGUUGAUGAGCA
Chelmon rostratus (copperband butterflyfish) is the source of this 4091-nucleotide messenger RNA. RefSeq names its product CDC42 small effector 1 (gene cdc42se1). The transcript is spliced from 5 exons. Gene Ontology annotation, molecular function: small GTPase binding. Bases 415 to 738 code for a protein of 107 amino acids. Gene Ontology annotation, biological process: regulation of Rho protein signal transduction. The record is from RefSeq and is a predicted model, not a curated record. Gene Ontology annotation, cellular component: plasma membrane. NCBI's taxonomy places the organism in Eukaryota, Metazoa, Chordata, Actinopteri, Chaetodontiformes, Chaetodontidae.